CUCACGUGACAGGCGGCCCGCGUGACGGGACGCGCGGUGGAGGCGGGGACAAGAUGGCGGUGUGCAUCGCCGUGAUCGCCAAGGAGAACUAUCCCCUGUACAUCCGGAGCGUUCCAACUGAGAACGAGCUGAAGUUCCACUACACCGUGCACACUUCACUUGAUGUCGUGGAUGAAAAGAUCUCUGCAAUGGGCAAGGCCCUCGUAGAUCAGAGGGAACUGUACCUAGGGCUCCUCUACCCCACUGAGGACUACAAGGUAUACGGCUAUGUGACAAAUUCCAGGGUGAAGUUUGUUAUGGUGGUGGAUUCUUCAAACACAGCACUUCGAGACAACGAGAUCCGCAGUAUGUUCCGAAAGCUGCACAAUUCAUAUACAGAUAUAAUGUGUAACCCCUUUUAUAACCCCGGGGACCGUAUCCAUUCCAGGGCUUUUGAUAAUAUGGUGAACUCCAUGAUGAUGCAGGUGUGCUGAAGCACUGCCCCUUAUCCAUGUGUUGAGGACAUCUCCCAUGUGCAGCGGUGUGCAUAAAGUGAUGUAUAUAUUGUCUUUGUUCUGUGCAAUAUUUUAAAUUUAUUCUGUGUAAAUAAACUGGACACCUGCAAGGUC
Molecule: messenger RNA, 608 nt
Organism: Pezoporus occidentalis (night parrot)
Lineage: Eukaryota; Metazoa; Chordata; Aves; Psittaciformes; Psittacidae
Gene: TRAPPC2L
Product: trafficking protein particle complex subunit 2L
Exons: 5
Coding region: 54-473 (139 amino acids)
Biological process (GO): endoplasmic reticulum to Golgi vesicle-mediated transport
Cellular component (GO): cytoplasm; nucleus; TRAPP complex
Source: RefSeq, a predicted model, not a curated record